This is a messenger RNA of Marmota flaviventris (yellow-bellied marmot), 4441 nucleotides long. RefSeq names its product solute carrier family 30 member 6 (gene Slc30a6). Gene Ontology annotation, molecular function: monoatomic cation transmembrane transporter activity. Lineage: Eukaryota; Metazoa; Chordata; Mammalia; Rodentia; Sciuridae. Gene Ontology annotation, cellular component: Golgi apparatus; membrane. Gene Ontology annotation, biological process: transmembrane transport; zinc ion transport. The record is from RefSeq and is a predicted model, not a curated record.
GUCUUCCGGCGGGAGCUGUGCAGCUCCUUAUCAUGGGGACAAUUCAUCUCUUUCGAAAACCGCAAAGAUCUUUUUUUGGCAAGUUAUUACAGGAAUUUAGACUUGUAGCAGCUGACCGAAGGUCCUGGAAGAUACUACUCUUUGGUGCAGUUAACUUGAUAUGUACUGGCUUCCUGCUUAUGUGGUGCAGUUCUACUAAUAGUAUAGCUUUAACAGCCUAUACUUACCUGACCAUUUUUGAUCUUUUUAGUUUAAUAACAUGUUUAAUAAGUUACUGGGUAAUGGUGAGGAAACCUAGCCCUGUCUAUUCAUUUGGGUUUGAAAGAUUAGAAGUCCUUGCUGUAUUUGCCUCCACAGUCUUGGCACAGUUGGGAGCCCUCUUUAUUUUAAAAGAAAGUGCAGAACGCUUUUUGGAGCAGCCCGAGAUCCACACGGGAAGAUUAUUAGUUGGUACUUUUGUGGCUCUUUCUUUCAACCUGUUCACCAUGCUUUCUAUUCGGAAUAAACCAUUUGCUUAUGUCUCUGAAGCUGCUAGUACAAGUUGGCUUCAAGAGCAUGUUGCAGAUCUUAGUCGAAGCUUGUGUGGAAUUAUUCCGGGACUUAGCAGUAUCUUCCUUCCCCGAAUGAAUCCAUUUGUUUUGAUUGAUCUUGCUGGAGCAUUUGCUCUUUGUAUUACAUACAUGCUAAUUGAAAUUAAUAAUUACUUUGCUGUGGACACCGCGUCUGCAAUAGCCAUUGCCCUGAUGACAUUCGGUACCAUGUAUCCCAUGAGCGUGUACAGUGGAAAAGUGCUACUCCAGACAACACCACCCCAUGUUAUUGGUCAGUUGGAUAAACUUAUCAGAGAGGUUUCUACCUUGGAUGGAGUUUUAGAAGUCCGAAAUGAACAUUUUUGGACCCUAGGAUUUGGCUCAUUGGCUGGAUCAGUGCAUGUAAGAAUUCGACGAGAUGCAAAUGAACAAAUGGUUCUUGCUCAUGUCACCAACAGGCUGUAUACUCUUGUAUCUACUCUGACUGUUCAAAUUUUCAAGGAUGAUUGGAUCAGGCCAGCCUUACUGUCUGGGCCUGUUGCAGCCAAUGUCCUAAACUUUUCAGACCAUCACAUAAUUCCAAUGCCUCUUUUAAAGAGUACUGAUGAUUCGAACCCUGUCACAUCAACUCCAGCUAAACAUAGUAGUCCACCUCCAGAAUUUUCGUUUAAUACCCCUGGAAAAAAUGUGAGCCCUGUUAUUCUUCUAAACACACAAACAAGGCCCUAUGGUUUGGGUCUUAAUCAUGGACACACACCCUAUAGCAGUAUGCUUAAUCAAGGACUUGGAGUUCCAGGAAUGGGAGCCACCCAAGGAUUCAGGACUGGUUUUACAAAUAUACCAAGUAGAUAUGGAAAUAACAAUAGAAUUGGACAACCAAGACCAUGAUGUACUCUAAUUUAUUUUUAUGAAGAAUAUUGACUCCUAGGCUUCCAAUAUAUUUAGUAAUUCAACUUUGCAUUGACUGUUCAAUCAUUUACACGAAAUGUUAGAGAAUAGUAGGCUUGUUCACAUUUCAUGAAACCUAUAAACUAUAUUUUUGUAAAAUGUUUUGUGGCAGUGAGAUCCUUGUAAAUGUUAUAGUCUUUAAAUAGACUUCCUUUAGAAAGCGUGUUUCUCUAAAUUUGAAUUUUGCUAUCCUUGGUUUUGUAGCUGACUGCAAUGUGAUACGACCCUACUUUUAUUAAGAGAGCCACUUCAUGGAGUGGAUCUAUCACUUUACUAAGAAGACAAUAUUUUCUUUAGUGAAAUUUAUAAACAUGCUUCUUAAAUAAUAUACAUUUUAGGAAAGGACAAAAAUGCCAUUUGAAAAGUAAAAGGCUCUUUUAUAGCUUUUCCAAACUUACUUGCUACAUUUUUUCUUUGAGGUCUUCCUGAAUUAUAUCUUAUAAAGUAAGCAAAAAUUUUUAUCAGAAAUUUUGGGAUACGUUCUACUAUGUAGCGCAAUUUAAAUUUUUGAAUCCAGAGUUUUCUUAAAAGUUUUUCUCAUCAUUUAUAAGUUUUAACACAUUUGUAAAUAAUCCAUAGUGCCCAGUGUUUUAAUUGGUUCAGUGAAUAUCAAACCUUUGGUGAAAUGCAGUGAAAGAAUCACAGGUUUCUAUAUUAUAUUUAAUCAAAUACUGACAUAAUAUUUAUCUCUAACAAAUUUUAAUUGGUUAACUUUUAAAUUUCUCAUUUUAUUAACAAAAUAUGUCAAACAUGUUACUCCAAAUAUUUGGAAUUCCAGACAUCAUAUGGAAUUUGAUAUCUUUUCAAAUUUGCCUAAGGAAUUUGACUAUAUAUUAUAUCAUUUUGUAGAAGUAUAAUGGAACUUCGAUUAUAGAAUACAGUAUUGUCAAGUCUGCAGUGAGCAGUUUCUGGCUUUUUUUGUUUUACUUUGUUAAAGAUAGUGAAUUGUUAACUGUGAUGAACAGUGUGAAAAUCAUGUAGAUUAUAUAAUUUUUUUUGGUUAUUUUCCAAAUGCAGAUUUUAAAGACUUUCCAAUGUGGCCAGUAUUUCUUUCAAAAAGUAUAACAAGUAGCACUCACACAUUACCUGCAAGGCUUCUUUUUGUUUUGUUUUAUUAUGUGUUCUAUAAUUGUGGUUUUGAAAAAGCAUUUUGAGAAUAGAUUAAAGUUUUUCUGGAAUCCGGAGCUGGAGAUUUAUAACUUUCCCAGAUAUCAACCAGCUAUAUAGACAAGAAUUUUGUUUUAGUAGAAUUUGCAACAAUUUCUUCAGUCAACUUAUUCUCUUUUAAGUAAGGACAACACUUCAAAAUCCUUUCUUUACAGUGGAAUCGCAGACAUUCAAGAAACCAUCUCUGUCAAGCAGAAUUGUAGUCAUUUGUGGUAAUAAGUCAGCAUGUUCUAAAUACCUUUUGCUUAGUGAAGAGUGAUUCAUUGUCUUUGACAUCUGCAACCCUGUUUGGCCACUUGACCCAAUGAAGAAAAAGAUCCCAGGCUACCUUGACUACUGGAGUAAAUGAAAGCUUGUAAAAUGUCAUGAGGCAACCUUUUCCUGUCCUUUUUCGGAUGUUCUCCAACUAUUUCUACGCCUAUUGGUCUCCUGUUACUGGGUGAUUUUUCUUCCACUGACCUCAUCUAACUGUGAAUUGGGGUCAUAACAUGAAAUCUGAAGUACUGCCAUGUGCUGAGUGAUAAUUAAGAGGUAUUUGCUGGGACUUGGGGAUGUAGCUCGGUAGUUGAGUGCUUGCCUAGCAUGCACAGGCCCUGGGUUCGAUCCCUACCACUGCAAAACAAAAAGUAUGUGCUACCACCCCAUACAUGUCUUCUCCAUCCCCAUGGGAUUUUAAAAAGUGUUCGGUUACCAACCACAGCUCUGUGUGAGGUUCUAGGCGUGCUUCCUCAACACUCGUUCAGAGGCAACACCUGCACAGCUAUCCCAUCAAAGGUGCUUUAAUACCUGUACUACUUGAGAAAGGACACUCAGUGACCUGUGGGUUGUGAAGGAACUGGCCCCUCUUGCUGAAAAUCAGUAAUGCCAAGUGUUGCAGGUGAUGUUGGCCUGUGUGUUAUUAGAAGUGACGUCUUAGUUGCCAAGCUCCAAGAAACAUGACCAGCUCAGGCCUGUGUAGAGCAGCCUUACUGGUAAAUCCUAUCACAGAACCACUGGAAGCUAGACAAAGAAGGAAAAAUCAUUUCAGUGCUUGGCCCAUGUUUGUAAUCAAGCUCAAUGGAGUGUGAUUAACCCUGUUUUUAAAAAUCAAUGUAUUAUGGAAAACACUAGCUAGGAGGCAAGAUGCUAUGUCAAUAGUUUGUAACUAGGGUCAAGUUAGUCAUUUAACUUCUCUGAGCUUUCUUAUUUGUAAAAUUAGGGAGAGCAGUGAAUUUGUUUAUUUGUAAAAUAACACCUCAAAAACUUUAUGACUAAAUCUGCAGAAUAUGUGCCCAAUUACUAAACAAAUUUUGUGCCCAGAAUUUCUGUCUAGUGACUACCUCAACACACAGGCCAAGUGUUGCCUACACCAACACCCAAGCCAUUAAUUUGAGGUGCCAUGAAAACGAAAGGUGAAUCACAGGCUAAUACCACUUACAUUUUGUUUUUCAGAUUUGCCUUGACUUAAAUCUGUAGAUUAGAAAGAUUUUUCUUAGACUUUUUUCUUUGUGGGGGAGGUAGAAAAAAAUUAGGGCAAGGUAUUCUUUGCUUCUGUGGGGUACAAAAGAAUGAGAUACAUUUUUCCUUUCUUAGUUUUUGAAAUCACAUGGAAUUACAUACAAUGAAUAUACCAGUUACUGGGAGAAGACCUAAUUUCAAGCCUCUGAUUUAGCUGCUUGUAAAUUACCAGUUUUUGUUUGACUCAAAAACGCUGCUCUUUUUUGGGAGUCUGAUCUGCUUCUAAAUGAGAAAGUUACAUUCCACGUUGUUUGAUUUAUAUUGUUUGAAUUAAAGAGCAUAUAUGAAGUUUUAGAUAA